Messenger RNA from Prunus avium (sweet cherry), 972 nucleotides. NCBI's taxonomy places the organism in Eukaryota, Viridiplantae, Streptophyta, Magnoliopsida, Rosales, Rosaceae. The record is from RefSeq and is a predicted model, not a curated record.
AUGGAGCACUUCUUCGGCCAGCAAUGGAAAGACCAAGGCAUCUACCACCUGAUCAAGCUGUUUGAUCGGCCGCUUGUUAUGGAUCGGUCACUCUUGGCCGCGGCUUUGUGCUUCUGGUCGUCGGCCACCAACACUAUGAACUUUCGGUUUGGCAUGAUGACGCCGACCGUUCUAGAUAUGGCCUCCCUGUUCAGCCUGUCCCCUCUCGGCGUGGAAGUAAACGCCGCCCUUGUUGCUCCCGAGGUGGAAGGGAGUUUCAAAACCACGUGGCUCACUCUCGCGAGACUCGCCGAAAAUAAGGCGAAGAACAUGCUCAACUACUCCAACUUCUACAGCAACUUUGGCGUAGAAGACAGCUUUGAAGACGACGCCAUCGCCCCCCUCGGCGAAGUUGAGCACACCGCGUUCUUGCUGUACUGGCUGUGCAAGUUCGUGUUUUGCACCCAGGCGAACAAGGUCACCCUGGAGUUCGCCCAUUUGGCCGAUUAUCUCGCGCAAGGCGGCAGGCUGGCGCUCAGCCCAUUCCUUCUCGGCCAUAUCUACCGCACGCUUCACGACAUUGUCACCGAUGGGAUGAAGCCGAAGCACGGCGGUCCACUGUGGGCCUUUCAGUUCUGGCUACAAGCUUACUUCCCAGAACUGAGGGGGGUGGCCAGUCCCAAUGACAACGAGCCGCUGGCCAACGCAUUCGCUCGCGCCCCCAAGAAGCAUAAUGCCACGGCCUUCUGCUACAAAUUCUUCUACAGCUUGACCGAGAGGACUGGUACGCAGUUCCGAGUCCGCCUCGCUCGGCCGUUCCCCAUGUUCCUCGCCCACGACCUCUCCGUUAUUCUUGAUGGCGAAACGGAGAACGAUCUGAAAGAGAUCUGGGGCUCCUUCCUGGUCUCACGCGACCUUCACUGCGACUUGUCCAAAGCCGGGGCCGAAGUUUACCUGCCAAACUUCGUGGCGCGGCAAUUCGGCCUGAUUUAG